Messenger RNA from Phalaenopsis equestris, 6131 nucleotides. Its product is annotated as eukaryotic translation initiation factor 4G-like. Gene Ontology annotation, molecular function: mRNA binding; protein binding; translation initiation factor activity. Bases 431 to 5926 code for a protein of 1831 amino acids. The record is from RefSeq and is a predicted model, not a curated record. The transcript has 8 exons. Gene Ontology annotation, cellular component: eukaryotic translation initiation factor 4F complex. Lineage: Eukaryota; Viridiplantae; Streptophyta; Magnoliopsida; Asparagales; Orchidaceae.
CGUUUCUCCUAGGUUUACGUCGGGAUUUAGUGAAUCCCGUGGAAGAUGGAUUUGCGGGAGAUAUAGAAGCCGGAGUGCGCGAGAGGGUGGAACCCGUGGGUUACCUUCGUCGAUGGUUUCGGGUGGGCGCCGACAGAAGGAGGAGGGGAAAGGUAGGAGCUUCGGUGGCCUUGCUAUGCCACGAUCUCGUUGUUGCCUUCCCAGCUAGCUCCAGUCGCAGUAGUAUCGCAAGGGUUUCGGGCUCGAAGGUGAUUGGCUUCGAGCGAAAUCGUGAUAGAGGAAGGUCGGAAGAAGGGGAGAGCAAGGGGGAGAAGUCGUUGUAAACCCUGCCCCUUCCGCCUCGAUUUAUAGGGAGCGAAGUCGGUGCGAUCGAGCAAACAGGGAAGGCGGCAACCGCGCAUCGAGAAAAAAAGUAAGGAAAUUGCGAGCAAUGGAAAAAGGAAAGAAGAAAAAAAAAAUUCGCGGGCCAUCUAAUGGACUGGAAUCAGGGAGCGCUAAGCCAGUGGAUUCGUUUGGUAAUAAUAAAAUUCCCAGAGCUGUUCCUAAGCCCCCGGCUGCUACCUCUGCAGCUGCUGCUCCAGGGGAUGAAUCUGGUCCAUUUCUUCAGUUUGGGAGCAUAAGUCCCGGGAUUAUGAAUGGGAUGCAGGUUCCUGCUAGAACAUGCUCUGCUCCACCAAACCUGGAUGAGCAGAAACGAGAUCAGGACCGUCAUGGUUCGGUUAAGGUUUUGCCUUCACCCCCUAUUCCUGCCCCAAAACCACAACCAGCAUUGCAACAAACACCACUGCAACAGCCACUGACACAGCAGAAGCAGCAACAGACAGUUAAAGAUGCAGUAGGUUUUAAUCAAGCUGGCAGCAGGGAACCACAUCCUUCCACCCAUCUAAAAAGGGAUAUGCAUAUACACAUUCCCUCAAUUCCUGGUGCAUCAACAGCAAGAUCUUCUGUUCUUAACGUAGGUGGAAUGCCAAUGCAUAUUCCUUUUCAACAGACACAAAUUCCUGUGCAAUUUAGUGGUCCAAACUUGCAGAUUCCAUCACAGGGUAUUGUACCCAGUUCCUUGCAAAUGACAAUGACAUUACCUGCUGGAAAUGUUUCCCAAGUUCCUCAACAGCUGUUUGUGCCUAAUAUUCAGUCUCAUCCGCUGCAACCUCAGGCAAUAUUGCACCAGGGACAGAAUUUGGGUUUUACACCUCAGUUAGGUCACCAACUCCCUGCUCAGUUAGGCAGCAUGGGAGUCGGCAUUAAUCCACAAUUUCAUCAGCAACAACCUGGAAAUUUGGUUUCUCAACGGAAGGCUGUGAAGAUAACCGAUCCAAAAACUCAUGAGGAGCUUAAACUUGAUAAAAGAAUUAAUUUACAAACUGAUUCGGGCACCACGGGGAAAAGGCAACUUCCAAAUUCAACAUCUCAGUCCCAACCUCUUCCAUCAUUUAAUCAACAGAUCAGUUAUUAUCCAACAGUUUAUAAUCAUUCCCCAAUGUUUUUCCCUUCUUCUCUUCCUCUCUCAAGUACCCAAAUGACUACAGGUCCACAGCCUGCAAGAUAUGGCUAUCCAGUUGGUCAAAAUGGGCAAACCAUUUCAUUCAUGAAUUCAUCAGCUCUUAACUCUGCUCUGGUUGGCAGACCAGGGCUUCCACCUUCAUUCCAUGGUUUGCCAGAAGCGGUAAAAUCAGAUGUAUCAUCAGUUUCUGCCUCAGUAACUGCUCCAGCACAAGUGACAAUCAAGCCUUCUAUACUUUCAGCUUCAGAAAAACUUGGAACUCCAUCAGUAAGAAUUAGCAUGCCAAUCACUAGGCCGGAAUCACCAAGGCAGUCUAAAUUAACUGGGGAUGUUCCUGUUGCUCCUCAACCGAAGAUCAAGGAAGUUGUCUUACAAAAUACAACUACAAUUCAGGAUAAAAGUCAUGAAGCGCCUCUAACUGAUUCUUUUUCCUCUACAACUGAUAAGAACUUGACAAGAGUAUCUUCAAUGGUUUCGGGGCAUGUUAAUAAGUCUGAAGGUGUUUCUUUGGCUCCUACUUCUGUUGGGAGUUCUGCAUCUGCUGUGGCAGUCAAAGAUGGCUGGAAAGAGGAAGCUUUAAGGUCCGAAUUUCUGAAUGAUGACCAAAAAGGAUCAAGUAAAAGGGAGCUUAAGCUUUCUCAACAACAGAUAGAAGAUACGGAAUGCCUGAUUGUGCUUUCUCCAAAGACUGUAUUGGGCAACAAUUUGACAGAUGUUGGGCAUUCAUUAUCAAAUGGUGCUGUAGGCAUUCAUUCAGCUCCAGCUGCUGAUUCUUUCACCACGAUCAGGGAAUCUAGAACUUUUGAACUGGAUCUAAAGAAAGAUACAGCGGAACCAUCUGACGCUUCUGUUUCAGGUUCUGAUCCUGUAGCGGCAGCUGGUGACAGACUUCCUUUUGAAGAGGCGGGUUAUUUAGAAGAAUCUACUUCAAAUACUGAUGUUGAUGGAAUUAAUUUAGGAACUUCUGGUGCGUCUCUUGGCAUUUCUAAGACUUUGGAGAUUGGACAGAUGGAAGAAAAUUUGACUGAAGCAGAAUGUGGCUUGGGUGAGGUAUCUGUCGGUGAUAUAUCGGAUAGCAUUUCUGAGAAACCUCGUUCCAGGAUAGGUUCUUCUGAUGAGGCAGCUGGGAUACCAGUACUGGAAGGGGAAAACAAAACUGGUUCUCAGCUCUGUGACAGUGUUGAUCUACAGUUUAGUAGCCUGGAGGAAGAUGAGGAUUACUCGGUCCUGAGGACAGAAACAGUUUCAAAUGUGCCUGCUACAAUAUUCCCAGAUAAUAUGGAUGCUGAAGUUACCGCUUCUGAUCAGGUGUCUUUUACUGAUGAUAAUGAUGCUAAAAUCCCAGCUACUGAUUCUAAAAUUGAUAAACGUAAAACACAUUCUGUGAAUGUUGGUACUAGUGAACAUGGAAGUUUGUUGUUGGAGAUUGCUCCCAUGCCUACAGGUUCAGAAAUAAAAUUUAAACCGGGAGUUAAAACUAUGGAGCUCUCUACAUCGGGCCAAACACUAUCAGUGCCUUCAGGGUUGCCGGACAAAACUUCUUUAGAGGCAAAUAUAUCUAAGACUAAUAAAAAGAAGAAGAUGAAGGAAAUUCUUUCAAAGGCAGAUGCUGCUGGUUCUUCUGAUUUGUAUAAUGCAUAUAAGGGUCCAGAUCAAAAGUUGGUCUCUAUAAGAACCUCAGAAACUAUUGAAAGUUCUUUAGCAGCCAAUUCAAAGAAUUACACUGUUCAAGGUCACACUGAUGCUGAUGUUGCAGCUAAUGAGCUAGAUGAACAAUCUAAAGCUGAAAUUGAUGACUGGGAGGAUGCUGCUGAUGAAUCUACUCGAGAAUUGAGAUCUGAUAAUGGUGAGCUGGCUCAUAUGGAAAAGAAUAUGCAUGAUGUUGAUUCUGGAAAAGAGUCUAAUGGCAAAAAGAAAUAUUCUCGAGAUUUUCUAUUAAAGUUUUCAGAGCAAUGGAAAAAUCUUCCCCUUGGGUUUGAGGUUGGAUCUGACAUUACUGAUAUCUUAAUGUGUGCUCAAGUAGGUAUGGGCCGUGGUAUUGACCGUGAUGCGUUACCUAGUCCUGUAAGAAUUAUCGAUAGAUCUCCAGGUGUUUCUCGAGGUGACCGACGCAUGGCUGGCAUUUCAGAUGAUGAUAGGUGGAUGAAAGGAUUCCGCAUUGAUCUUAGUCAUGGAGUUGCUGCUAUGAAUGCUCGUCCUGGACAAGGAGUUACCCAGGGUGUCCUCAGAAAUCCUCGUUUACAGUCUCCCAACCAGUUAUCUGGUGGAUUACUGUCUGGUCCUAUGCAGUCUUUGACAUCCCAGGGAGGGAUUACAAGGUAUAAUUCUGAUGCUGACAGGUGGCAGCGAGGUACUGGCACUCAAAGAGGCUUGAUGCCUCCUCCGCAGGGAUCUAUGCAAGUAAUGCACAAGUCUUCUAAUAGAUAUGAAGUUGGCAAAGUGUCUGAUGAAGAAGAGCAGAAACAGAGGCAAUUGAAGGCUAUAUUGAACAAAUUAACACCUCAAAAUUUUGAAAAACUAUUUGGCAAAGUUAAGGAGGUCAACAUUGACAACAUAGUGACUCUUAAUGGGGUCAUCUCACAGAUUUUUGACAAAGCAUUGAUGGAGCCAACUUUCUGUGAAAUGUAUGCUGAUUUCUGCUUCCAUCUUGCUAGUGACUUGCCUGAGAUUUUUGAAGACAAUGAAAAGGUUACUUUUAGAAGGUUGCUUCUGAACAAAUGUCAGGAAGAAUUUGAGAGAGGGGAAAGAGAAGAAGCUGAAGCUGACAAUGCUGAAGAGGGUGAAAUUCAUCUCUCUGAAGCAGAGAGGGAGGAAAAAAGAAUGCAGGCAAGAAGGCGUAUGCUGGGAAAUAUUCGGCUGAUUGGAGAACUGUAUAAAAAAAGGAUGUUAACAGAAAGUAUUAUGCAUGGAUGCAUCCAGAAGCUGCUGGGGCAGUAUCAGAACCCUGAUGAGGAGAAUAUUGAGGCCUUGUGCAAGUUGAUGAGUACCAUUGGAGAGACGAUAGAUCAUUCCAAAGCCCGGGAAAAUUUGGAUGCUUAUUUUGAGAUGAUGGCACGACUCUCAACAAACCAAAAACUUUCUUCUCGGGUUAGGUUCAUGCUUAAGGACACAAUUGAUCUUAGAAAGAACAAAUGGCAGCAAAGAAGGAAGGUUGAAGGUCCAAAGAAAAUUGAUGAUGUGCACAGAGAUGCAGCUCAAGAGCGACAAGCUCAAACCACUAGACUGACACGUGGUUCUAUUAUCUCUUCAAAACGUGGGCCACUUAUUGAUUAUGGUCACCGAGGGUCUACAAUACUUAAUUCUCCAAGUUCUCAGCUGAGUGGUAGCAUUCGUGGUUUUCCUGGGCAGAUUAGAGGUCUGAGUAGCCAAGAUGUUCGGUUGGAUAAUAGGAAUCAGUUUGAGAGUAGAAUGCUAUCUUCAGUACCUCUCCCUCAAAGGCCUGCAGAUGUUGGUUCCAUUACCCUCGGUCCUCAAGGAGGUCUUGCAAAGGGAAUGUCUGGCAGAGGACAAGGGCUUGUAUCAAAUGUUCCUUUAACUGAAACAUCUGCCAGAACUGGUGAUUCUCAUAGAUUAGCAUCAGGUCCUAAUGGUUUCAGUUCUACACUUGAUAGAAUGCCUUCUACCGCUAGAGAAGAAGGCAUGCCAAAGUAUUUGACUGAUAGGUCAUCAGUGGUAACAAAUAAUCAAACAAACUUUCAAGAUCGUAACUCUGUUGUUGGGAUGAGAGACUUGCAUCACGUGGAUCGUGCUUUUGAUAGGUCCGGGGUAUCUAUUACGGGGAGGAGACCUGGUUCUUCAGGUGGCAAAAUAAGCGCAUCUGAACCCAAAGCCUUAUCCGAAGAGACUCUAAGACAUAAGUCAAUAUCAGCUAUACGCGAGUUCUAUAGCGCCGAGGAUGAGAAGGAAGUUAUUCUAAGCAUCAAAGAAUUAAGCACACCAAGUUUCUAUCCUUCAAUGGUUUCGCUUUGGGUCUGCGACUCUUUUGAAAGGAAAAACUUGGAGCGAAAUCUGUUGGCACAACUUCUUGUGAACCUAAGCAAAGGUCAUGACAGUUUGAUUACGCGAGCUCAAUUGGUUGAAGGGUUUGAAUCAGUUCUGUCAACCUUGGAGGAGGCUGUGACUGAUGCUCCAAGAGCUGCCGAAUUUCUUGGCAGUUUUUUUGGAAAAAUUGUUGUGGAGAAUCUCGUUCCCUUGUGGGAGAUCGCGAAAUUGAUCAGUGAAGGCGGUGAGCAACCCGGAGCCCUCGUGGAUGCCGGCCUCGGGUCGGAGAUUCUCGGUAAUUUGUUGGAGUUUGUAAAAACAGAAAAAGGCGAGACCUUUGUGAACGAGAUUCGAUUGAACUCCAAUCUGCGGCUGGAGGACUUCAGACCGGCGCACGCCUCUGCAAAAACGGUGAAGCUGGAUGCAUUUCUGGAAAGGUGAAGACUUUUUGUGCCUGCUAAUACAUUCUUCUCUUGGUUCCCUAGGUUACACCAUCCAUAUCAUUUUCUUUGCCUUUAGGUAUCUUACAGAUUAUCAGUUUUUACUGACCCCAUGUGUUCAUUUCUUGUUCUAUCCAUUGAACGGCUUAUUUAUUACCUGUAGAAUCCGGAGUUAUUAUAGUAAUGGAACAUGGCAGGUUUUCUUA